CUUCUAAUUGUGAUACCCCUUUAAGUUCCUUAGGCAUCUUCGCAGUUUGCUAUGUGCUUCGAUUGAAACCCGCCAGAUUCAAAUUCAAUCUUGCCAUUAUGUUCCAUAGGUCGCACUAACAUUCAGGCCAGAAAGAAAGAGGCAGCACCCAGAAAUCUAGCGAAGGUUUUGGCAAUCCCUUAAAAGUCGUAGCCACUGAGCCACCUAAUGCUCAAUAAGUCGGGUACUAAGCUGAUGGUAACUGCCCCGGUUAGAUUCAGCCCAGGUAAGGCCUCCAGGCUUCAACGACCCCGGACAAUGAGCCUUGCCAACAUGGCACCAAUAAAACCAACGGUAUCCACAAUAUAUUCCGCAGUCACUUGUCAUACCACAAUACUCUGGUUACCUUUUUGCCCUUUUGGUCUUGGGCUAGUCCUAUUUCGCAAUCAAGACGAAUGAUUUUAAGCCUUAAGAUGUUAGUAUUUAAAACAUCAAACUAACCCAAGAGCAGGCAGGUUGCUUGUCUCAAUAUGAGCUGAAAAGCCGUGAAGUUAAACAUUCUGCCCGGCUAUCGACAAUGGCGGAGCUCGGCCUAGCAGUAGUAUCUCUCACAUUUCAGGUGUUUGCGGGCUGUAUUAAAGGGUAUCAGCUGCUUUCCGAGGCUUCCGAUCUCCCGAGGGAAUAUGAAUACAUGAGAGUGCGACUCAAAACAGAACAGUUUCGUCUCCUUGACUGGGCACAUAUCGUCAAGAUCUCAGAGGAUGACGAUAAUCUCUCGGCUGGGACGGCCGAAAGGGGAGUGUUCCUGGAAGUUCUUCAGCAACAGCAAAAACUCCUGUUCCGAUUUGCUCAAUACGGGGAACGUCUAGAACCACUCGCAACACCAACAGCUCCAGAACCAAAAUUGCAAGCUAGCAGCGCUGACGCGACUUCGCAUCACGUCCGUUUUCCGCAAUCAAAAGAUCUUCUACAGAAGGCGCUGUUGUAUAUACAUACAACACGUAACCUCCCUGGGCGACUUCGUUGGGUAGUACACGAUAAGGCUAAAAUUGACACACUCCUCGGCAAACUUGCCGAUUUGAAUAACUUCCUCACGGAAUUCCUCAACAAGAACCAGGUGGGGAAAUUCCUCGAGCUUCAGGCCAGGACAAAUUAUGGGAUAAUGCAGCUUAACUCCAACGUGGGUCAGCUAUUGAACAUAUUCCAAGCAACACGCUCGCAGAUGUCACCAGAGUCGGCAAGAACACGUCGUAUUGACGACCAUGCGACUACUCGGCCAACAGGUCUCAAUGUCGGGGAACGUCCAAAGACAGCGCCAGUUCCGUACGACGACCUAGCGUCUUUAGCCAAGAUCAAGGCCCUUAAUCUCGCCAUCGAAGAAAGCAACCUGACAGACCCGCUCGCCAAAAGAUUUAGGGCUAAAAACAGCCAGAGAAAUUACAUCAGCCGAGUUGAACGCGACAAACAUGUCUGGAUUGAAUGGAGACGGUUUCCUGGCGAUGAGAACGGCUGGCCUCAUCUCCACCAGUACCGAACAGGCUGUAACCAACAAGGAGCAACAAACACUACCCUUGAUAGUGAUGGCAGGAUGAACGCUCGCCCAACCGCACUUGUUGCCAUGUUACGCCCUCGUGACAAUGCGGAAUUAUUCCAUGCGUCGCCGUGCUUGGGUUAUUUCUGUAGCUAUACACCUGCUGUUGCAAUGUCACGAGCUGUGAUUGAGGUCGACGAAAGAGAACUCUGUUCCGGUCUUGUCUUUGAGAAACCACACGGCUGUGAUCCUAGCGUGCGUCUGGCAUCAUUGUUAAAACUACUCCGGCGCCGUUCACCACUGGUUCCCAGUCUAACGCAACGCGUAAAGCUGGCACUUGCCGUGGUCGAGAGUGUUGAGCGCUUGCACGCGGUUAAUUGGCUUCACAAAGGCUUGCGCAGCUAUAACAUCUUGUUCUUCGCUGGCGACAACAGGACUAGCAAGAGAGAUGCCCAUGAUCAUAAAUUCGACUUGACGCAGCCCAUUGUUUCUGGGUUUGAUUACUCACGGCCAACGAAAAAGCAGCAGUGGACGGAGAAGGCGAAAAAAAUCCAGCCCACGAUAUGUACCGCCGCCCAAAGCUUUAAGAAAACCUAUGACUACUACAGCCUCGGUGUCAUACUAUUCGAGAUCGCACGUUGGCAGUCCAUCGAUACGAUCCUAAACGUAGAUCUCGAAUCGGCACAAAUAAAGCACACCAUCACGGUGCGCCGACGGCUGCUGCAUGAAGAGCUGCGGAGUGUACGGGGAUGCAUGGAUGAUGUUAUGCACGACGUUAUCGAGACGUGUUUGACCGGUCCGACGGCGUUUGGGCUUGAUGAUACUAAUGACGAGGUAGAUCCAGAGGUCGCGGCGCAGUUGCAGCGUGAAUUUUAUUUUAGGGUCGUGGAGAAGAUUAAAGGGAUUUGUGUUUGA
Messenger RNA from Hypoxylon trugodes, 2425 nucleotides. RefSeq lists its product as uncharacterized. The transcript is spliced from 5 exons. NCBI's taxonomy places the organism in Eukaryota, Fungi, Ascomycota, Sordariomycetes, Xylariales, Hypoxylaceae. The record is from RefSeq and is a predicted model, not a curated record. Bases 557 to 2425 code for a protein of 622 amino acids.